This is a messenger RNA of Mugil cephalus (flathead mullet), 2208 nucleotides long. RefSeq names its product ras-related protein Rab-19-like. The coding region runs from base 814 to 1485 and encodes 223 amino acids. The record is from RefSeq and is a predicted model, not a curated record. Gene Ontology annotation, molecular function: GTPase activity; GTP binding. NCBI's taxonomy places the organism in Eukaryota, Metazoa, Chordata, Actinopteri, Mugiliformes, Mugilidae. Gene Ontology annotation, cellular component: trans-Golgi network. The transcript has 4 exons.
GAAGAGACGUAACAAACUGCUGCAUUAGUCAGGAAGGGAGGAAGGUUCAAGCUGAUGAGAGAAAGAAUCUACGUGAGGGACGGAGUCAGGGGGAGGAAACAUACUGACACGUGUGUGUGUGUGAAAGAGCAGCAGGUGGAAUAGACGGCAAGCUGGAUUAUGGACGAGCAUCUUCGAUUUAAAGGAAGUUCCCUUUGAUGAGCAGAGGCUGCUGCGCAGGAGUACGAAGAGGAUGGGAUGUGUGUCCGUGCUGUGUUUUGCUUUAGGCCGCAAAGUGGGUCAACACUUGAGAAGGAGUUGAAAGGAGAAGCAGAACUGAGGGAGUUUUGUCCUGCUGAAAAAAAGACCAGGAGGGCAGGGAGAGGUUGAACUGUCUGGGGAUAUUUAGCAACGGAUGACUUCCAGAGCUUUUAUCCACAAACCAUUCAUUUUAGAUCAAUUACAUUAUAUCUUGAAAAGAAAAAUGGGUUGUCCAGAAGUGCCUAACCUUUGAAAGAGAUCUGUUUAACAUCUUGACAAACGCUAAACUGGUUUUACAAGCUCCACAUUGACUAAUUUAACUAAAUCUACUCUGCUGCUGGAAAUCUAACCCAACUGGCUUUUUUUUCUUCUGCUGGAAACCGUAUAGCCCUUUUGUUGAGCUGGAUCAAACUUUUCAUCCCAGCAUUAUUUUGGCGUCCAUUUUCUAUCUCGUGACGCAGCCUCCACUCAACCAUAAAGAUAACCCAUCAUCUCUUAAACCCGAAGGCCGAGCAUUCCAACAAAGGAUCACUCUCGUUCGUCCACGGAAAAAGGGACGCACAUUGCUCCACCAUGCAAAGCCCGGGAGCGGAGCACGAUGACUCUUUUGAUUUCCUGUUUAAGAUCAUCCUCAUAGGAGACUCAAACGUGGGGAAGACCUGCGUGGUUCAGAAUUUCAAGUCAGGGGUUUUCUCUGAGAAGCAGCAGAACACCAUCGGGGUGGACUUCACCGUACGAACGGUGGAUAUCGAGGGGAAGAAAGUGAAGAUCCAGGUGUGGGACACGGCGGGUCAGGAGAGGUUUCGUACCAUCACUCAGAGCUACUACCGCAGUGCCCACGGCGCCUUGAUCACCUAUGACAUCACCCGCCGAUCGACCUUUGAGUCAGUGAAACACUGGAUUCACGAGGUGGAGCAGUACGGAGCGGCCAACGUAGUCCUGGUCCUCAUAGGUAACAAAUGUGACCUGGAGGAGGACCGCCAUGUACGGUUCGAAGAAGCCUGCAACCUAGCGAAAGAGCGAGGCAUCCUAGCUGCUCUGGAAACAUCUGCAAAGGAGAGUCAGAAUGUGGAAGAAGCCUUCAUAAUGAUGGCCAGGGAGCUACUGACUCGUAAUGGCCUUAUUGUCCAGCAGGGGGAGGCGGAUAGCAGUAACGCUCCUCGAACCCUGCUCAGGACCAACUCUCGGCCCGUCAGUGGCAGUGCUACCGCCUACACCACACCAGAGAAGAAGACGUGUUGCUGACAAGAAAAAGACUGAAGGACACUUUCAUUGUCAUGAAUGUUGAUGAAGAAAAGUGGAAGAAAAAAAAAUGCUUGAAUCUGGAUUACCGCCAGCGAGGCCUCUGAAAAGAUCUGAGAACCUUGGGAUUGAUGAAGUUUGGUCAGUUAUUAGGAAGUAUUGGAAAAAUCAAUUCAGUGUUUUUUGUGACUUAAGAGAACACGUUUUCCAGGAAGAGGCAGUGAUGAUGAGUGUGAUCAGUGUUUAGUGGGAAAGUUACAGUCAACCAGUUUGACGGCUUUGUGCUUCAGCUGGUGUCAUAAUAUCUUCAGAUGCUAUGGGAGUGUUUUUAAAAUGACCAGAACUACUCCAGGCAUUCAUAUGACUGUUAGUUAAAACUAAAAAAAACAAAAACAAAAAACAUCUACUGGCUUCAAACAUGUCAUCCUGAACAAAACAAAAUGAGGUUUCAUAUCAGUUUUGUUACUGUUGGAACUACUGGUCUUUGUGUUGUAAUUUAUCUAAAUGCUCUCUCAGGCUUCUCUGCUGAUAAAAUGUUUCCCACAUUUCUUUCAAAAGACAGUAAUACGUUAUUAAAAGAGUCUUUUAAAGAGUGUUUCAUCCUUUGUGCCCCUCUGCCUUUGCUGCUACACUCUGGAUGAAAAAUGAGAAUCUGAUGUGAGCCAAAACGCUGUGAAUUAUGCAUUGUCGUAACAAUAAAUGUCUGUGGAUGUGUUCACCACACAU